Messenger RNA from Parasteatoda tepidariorum (common house spider), 489 nucleotides. The record is from RefSeq and is a predicted model, not a curated record. NCBI's taxonomy places the organism in Eukaryota, Metazoa, Arthropoda, Arachnida, Araneae, Theridiidae.
UGGAAGAAGGUAGCCAUGAAGAUCUGGGAGCUGAGAGGCUCAGAGGAUUAUUGAAAAUUCUACCUGAGUCAGAUGAGGCCGAAAUGUUAAGAAACUAUGAUGGUGAUAAGAAUAAGCUGGGAAAUGCAGAAAAAUUUCUACUGCAACUCUUAAACGUUCCUAAUUACAAACUGCGCAUUGAAAGCAUGCUGCUGAAAGAAGAAUUCAUGGCUAAUCAGGAGUUCUUGGAAAAUAGCAUUGAGACAAUACGGUGUGCUGCACAAGAACUUGAAGAAUGCAAAAAGUUGCACGAAAUCUUAUAUAUGGUUCUUGUAGCUGGCAAUUUUUUGAAUGCGGGUGGUUAUGCAGGAAAUGCAGCUGGUUUCAAAAUGUUAUCCUUGUUGAAACUUACAGACAUAAGAGCCAACAAACCUAGCAUGACACUAAUCCACUACGUAGCUGAGCAAGUAUUUAAGAAAAGGCCAGAUCUUCUCGAGUUUCUGGAAAUCC